This is a messenger RNA of Chaetomium globosum CBS 148.51, 846 nucleotides long. RefSeq lists its product as uncharacterized. The transcript is spliced from 2 exons. The record is from RefSeq and is a predicted model, not a curated record. Lineage: Eukaryota; Fungi; Ascomycota; Sordariomycetes; Sordariales; Chaetomiaceae. The coding region runs from base 1 to 846 and encodes 281 amino acids.
AUGAAGUCACAAUCACUUUUACUGGCGGGCGUGAUUCUGGUGACCUCCGUCUCAGCGGAAUGUAGCCGGUCUUUUGUCGUCGGCGCCACGACCCAAUACAUAGCAGCGCAGACAGAGGGCAAUCCGGCCAAGCUGACAGCCAUCACUGCCGACAACCUGAAGUACACCGAGAGUGACAAGACGAUCGACAUUACGACCGGCGUCCUCGCACAAGCCAUGAAAAUCGACCACAACCGCAGCAUCUACGACACCACCCUGUGUGCUACCUUUACCGAACUAAUAGUUUCCGACGCGGCCAAGCCCUAUGUCAUUGGCACCCGCAUGGUCUUCACAGACGACAAGGUCAGCUUGAUCGAGACCAUUGCGACCAAGCCCGGCGACUGGGCUUUCAACGCCACAGGGUAUUUGCACUGGAAUUCACUCGAGACCUGGGACCCUAUCCCCGCCUCGGAUCGCGACAGCCGAGAAGUGAUACAGGCCGCGGGGGACGCCUAUUUCAACCGCUUGAACAACGUGAACAUCAGCGUCCCCUUCGUCACCCCCUGUGCGCGGCUCGAGGGCGGCGCCUACACAGACCCCCGGGCAUCGGGCAACGACACCUGCGCGCUCGGACUGCCGUCCACCAUCAAGGUGACUAACAGGCGGUACGUGGUGGACGAGGAGAUGGGGGCCGUUGCCAUCUACGUGGGCUUCCCCGGCCUGGACAGGUCCGUCGCAGAAAAGCCAAUGCCGGACAGCCACUUCUUCCGGGUUGAGGCCGGCGAGAUUCGGUACAUCCACACCGUCACGACGUGCGAGCACGCGGGGUGCGGAAUGAACGGAACAGGGAUCCCGCCGCCCGCUUGA